CUGUUAACUUGCUCACCUUCCGCCCAACACACACAAACACACUUGGGAUUACCAAUCUCACGGUUACUGAGAAUUCUGCCUUUGUUUUUCCAGGAUGGCUGAAGCUGAACUUCACAAGGAAAGGCUCCAAGCCCUGGCGGAAAAACGGAAAAGACAAGCCGAGAUAGAGGACAAAAGGCGACAACUCGAUGAACUUGUUCUACAACUUCAACAUUUUAAGUCCAAAGCCAUGAGGGAGAGGUGGCUUCUCCAGGGGACACCAGCGGUGCCACAAGAGGAAGAAGAAGGCCGGAGAAAACAGGUUGAGCAAGACGAACAUCACGCUAAGACACUAGAAGAUGCUAUUCAUAGAUUGGAAUCAGAAAUCAGUCUUUUGGAGAAUGAAGAAUCACAGAUAUCAGCUAAAGAACAAGUUCUCAGAGAGCGACUGCGGGAAACAGAGAGAUCUAUUGAAGAUCUCCAGAAGAGUCUUCAGAAUCAAGAUGGAGAUGCGGUGAAUUACAACUGCUCCCAGAUCCCGGACCUCCCAGAACUGAACUCCCAAACUCCCGUCUCAGCUUCAGGGGAUCAGCAACCGCCAAGAAAAUCUGCAUUAUACGCCAUGGAGAUCAGCGUCGAGAAGGACCGGAAAACGGGUGAAAGCAAGAUCCUCUCGGCCUCUGCGGUCAGCCCACGUGACGCUCACCAGAGGGGCGUCAAAGUCUACGACGACGGCCGCAAAGUGAUCUACGAGGUGCGUUCUGGGGGAUCUACAACACUGGAGAAUGGCACGCACCCCUGGAGCCCCGGCGAGGUGGACGAGCUCAUGCAACAAGUGGGCCAGUCCCAGCAACGAAGCGACGGAGCCCGGGUCACCGUCACACCCGCUGAGCCCCAGACAACUACAGGACAGGUCAGCUCCAAGCAAGACCACAAACAAUCCCCGAGGAAAGGCUACCAAGGUGAGGUCACGGAGACUCCACAGGCCUCUGCCGACAAACCGGUGACCAUGAUCUUCAUGGGCUACCACAGCGUCGAGGACGAGGAGGAAUCCAAGAAGCUGCUUGGCUUCGACGGCACCAUCAAGGCUGAGAUCGUCCUAAUCGAUGAGGACGAUGAGAAAUCUCUUCGGGAGAAGACCGUCACUGAUAUCUCCACCAUCGAUGGAAACGCCGCUGACCUUGUGUCGGGCCGGCCUCUGUCCGAUACCACCGAACUGUCCUCAGAAGGCAAAGAUGAAAGCUCGACCAAGGAACUGCCACCCACAGGUAUUGAAAAGAAAAAACGCUGCCAGUGCUGUGCUGUCAUGUGACCUUUCUCCCGCAACUUCUCUUUCCUGGAGCACAUUCACCAAGGCUCUGCCUUCCUUAAAAACAAAUCUCACCCUGUUACUAACAGCACCUCCACCUCUGUGACGUGAGAGAAGUUGGCUUCUCGCUCUUUCUGACCUGUUUUCCACAGAUCGUCCGAUUCUCUUGAUGUAAGGUUGUGCGAUUCAGAGGGAACAUCUUUAGGAGAAGAUUUGCUGGAUAAUAGAUACACUCUUAAAAAUGAAAGUUCUAUAUUGGAACCUUUAACAUUUUCAUUGUACAAAAGGUUCUCAGGAAUCUUAAAAAGUUCAUCGCAAAAAGAAAAACGGUUCUCUUAAGGAUCUUUGAGGAACCCAAAAUGGUUCUUCUAUGGCACUACUGCGAAACCCCUUUUGGAACCAUCAUUUUUAAGAGUGUCUGUGAAAAAGUUCGUACCCCAUUAAAAAAACAUUUUAUUAUAAUUAAUUUAAUUAUCAUUUGAGAUGAUAUAUAAAUGAAAAUGCCAAAAAAUAGUAUGUAAAUGUACAACAAAAUUAAUAGAAUCUUCAAUCUAGUUGUCCAAUAUAAGGUUAGAUCAUUUCUUAAAAUUGUGUAGCAUAGAUUACAAAAAUAUGGUCCAUACAUGUCUAUCCCUUUUGAUAUUUCAUACAAUAUGAAAACAAAAAGCAGAUCCAUGAAACAAGGAUGUUUCACCAUGUUGUGCAGUAGCCUUACAAAGCCUUCAAAUUACCAUAAACGUUGGUUGUCCAAUAUAUUUUAUUGUUUACAGAUCCAGAUUUAUUUUUCCCAACAAAAUGGAGAGAAUGUACAUAAAUACUCACUUCAUUAAGAUUUAUUGAAAUACAUUUGCCCUUCUGUGCCUCUGUAUCCUCAUAUAUAAACAGAUUUUUACCAUUUUUAAAUAGAAAAAAGUCAGCUGGAUCAUUCAAAGAGCUGCUCGGAAUUGGCUCAGCACUGCCAUGUGUGCAAACACACAUCUUAGAGAAUGAAAAGCACUGGCGUGACUCUUUACACAGAUUACAUGGACUAUGGAGGUGCUAAAUGUAUUUGGAUAUAUUUGCUAUUCAUCUGAAAAUGCAGUGCACAAUUUGUACAAAUAUUAUACCAACAAACCAAUCUUUAUUUGAAAUAAUUAAUUGACAGUCAAAUUCCAGUCACGCAUCAUUUUAGACAUUCUAGACUUGACACUGGUGUUAAAUAAAUAUUUUGUGAGAGAAACAUAUUAAGAAUAUGUGUAUAAAGGAAGAUUACUAUUGUAAAUGAAUAGCCCACUAGUGCUUAUUAUUCAUAAUCAAAUACGACGUCACAGAGAUUACAGCUGCAUAUGGAUAAUAUGCCUGAAAGAAUGUACAUAUAUUACACUCAAAAUGAGUGUUUAAUCCACAUUUAUUUCUAUUGUGGUUGAAAUCUGAAAGUGUUUUUAAUAUAUGCACAUUGUUUGCAUAUUCAAUACCAUUCGAUAAAAAACUUCUCAGUGUGGUCAUAAAGGACAUAUCUAAAAGACAUAUUUCUAAGUAAACACUUCUCCUUUCACUAAUACCAGCUGCCUUGCUGUUUCUCUAUUUAUUUUUCUAAGUCUUGCCACAUUACAGAAGAACUUGUUUUAGUGCCAUAAUACAUCAUUUUUGUACAAAUGAUGCUCAGAUGGGGAACUUAAAAGCCAGCUUACCUUAUAUUUACAAUAAACACAUUUUUAAAAUGAAAUUAAAAGUUAUACAUCAAUUGCAUUUCGCCCAAAUUGAACUGAAGAUGAACCUACAAAAAUUAAUAAAUUUAAUUAUGUAUAAUUAUGCAUGUACAAUUUUUUUUAAUUAGGCUUUUUGUCACAUUUUGUGGAUUUUUUUACAAGACCUUACCUUUUUUGACUAUUGUUUUUACAAUAAAAAUGUAGUUAAAACAGUAAUAGCCAAAAUAAUGCAGAACUAGUUCAUGUAUAAUGUCCAAUGACAUUUAAUACGCUUUGACAUGCUGCAGAGAACUUAUUGGAAUUUUUUUUUUGUCAUAAGAGUGUGUUCUUGUAGCUACAAAUCAACUACAGGCAGUGUCAUGUAUGAAGGUCUUACCUGAAAUGAUUCUGAAAUUGGUGCCAAAACAAACUCAGCGUUCACCUUUUCAGGCUUAAAGACCCCAUGAAAUUGUUUGAGGAGUACAGUUUCCUUUGACGAGUUGACAUCCUCCUUCUGAAACAGGAAGUUGGGCAGGAAGUUAACUAACAGCCCCUGCUGGAAGAUGCUGUGACUGCACCAUCAGCUAAUUUACUAUUUUACUAGUUGGGGAUUUUGCUAAACUUUAUACAUUCUGAUUCAGCCUGCAGUUUGUAUAUUUGGUAACAUGCGCCAACCGAGUAACUACCAUUGAUGUAAAUGUUAACUGAUAACUCAAAUAUGCUUGAACAGAAGCUUGAUGUGCUGUUGCAGGCGGUCAUGAGAAUUUUACUAGGCAGAAACUUGUAUACGCUCAUGUUAGCAAGUCAUCAAUAUUUUCGCACAGCCAAUUAAAAUGCAUUUAUCUGAUAAAUGCUUUUUUUUAACCUUUGGGAGUACACUAGUAUACAUAAGUAUACAGCAAAAAUAAAGGUGCUACACUAUGCCAUAGAAGAACCUUCUUGUCUAAACGGUUCUGUAAAUAACCUUUAACAUCUGAAGAACCAUUCUGUUUCACAAAAGUUUGUUUUUGUAGAAAAAGAAGGUUCUUUGGAUUCUAAAAAUGUAACGAAGAGGAGGUUCUUUAAAGAACCUUUGACUCAGUGGUUCUUUAUGGAACCAAAAACGGUUCUUCUACGGCAUCGCUGUGUAGAUUGGCACGAUUGGCAUUUUUUAUAAUUCAUGGGGUCUUUAAGGUUGAGCAUUUCAUGUCUGAAUCUGUUUACACGAUGUAGGAAUACCAGCUCCAUGAAACAUUGAUGCUCCCAGAGUAAAGCUAGUGUCGAUGUUGUCUGUCAGGAUUUUUCAGCCUCAAACUGCCAAACAGCUCUAAUUCAGUUUUGGACAUUAAUACGGUGGUGUGGCUCCCACAUGAGCUCUGAUCUGCCACGAAAUUACUGCUGUGCUUCUUCAUUGAGAAUCUGCUGUAUUUUUGUAAUCCUGAAGUGUAAUUUUAAUUGUUCCACUU
This is a messenger RNA of Puntigrus tetrazona (Sumatra barb), 4400 nucleotides long. RefSeq names its product paralemmin-2-like. The record is from RefSeq and is a predicted model, not a curated record. Bases 95 to 1291 code for a protein of 398 amino acids. NCBI's taxonomy places the organism in Eukaryota, Metazoa, Chordata, Actinopteri, Cypriniformes, Cyprinidae. Gene Ontology annotation, cellular component: membrane. Gene Ontology annotation, biological process: regulation of cell shape. The transcript is spliced from 7 exons.